This is a messenger RNA of Vanessa tameamea, 510 nucleotides long. RefSeq lists its product as uncharacterized. Bases 91 to 420 code for a protein of 109 amino acids. The record is from RefSeq and is a predicted model, not a curated record. The transcript has 3 exons. Lineage: Eukaryota; Metazoa; Arthropoda; Insecta; Lepidoptera; Nymphalidae.
CCAGGAACCGUGACGGUAAAACUUGCACAACCGAAGUAAAUAUUAACGCGGUGCGCAGACGCAGCGGCACACACGUACGCAACAGCCGAAAUGAUCCGCAACAUCGCUCUAAUUUGGGCCGCAGUAGUCGCCAGCCAUAUUUGCUUGGCAACUCCCGUGCCGGACCCGGAUCCUAUCCACAGAACUCAUGUGAAGAUUCACGUUCCAUAUGAAGUCCACACCGUGCAUCAUCAUCAUGUCGAGAAAGUUCCGAUUAUAAAAGAAGUGCCUAUCGUCAAAGAAGUGCCAAUUUUCCACGAGGUACCAGUGGUAAAAACAGUGCCUAUCUAUAACACUGUACACGUACCACUCAUUAAGACUGUUGCGAUAGAAAAGCCAGUUUUCAUACCUUACAAAGAACACCUAGGUUUAUAUCACUGAGAAGCAAAUUAUGCAUACGCCUGUAGCAGAAUUUGUGGUAAUUUAGGUUUCCUUCAGCAGUUUACUCUAUUAACAGUUUAACAGUUUUCU